This is a messenger RNA of Ziziphus jujuba (common jujube), 2902 nucleotides long. RefSeq names its product protein VACUOLELESS1. The record is from RefSeq and is a predicted model, not a curated record. Gene Ontology annotation, cellular component: cytoplasm; endosome; lysosomal membrane. The coding region runs from base 135 to 2669 and encodes 844 amino acids. NCBI's taxonomy places the organism in Eukaryota, Viridiplantae, Streptophyta, Magnoliopsida, Rosales, Rhamnaceae. Gene Ontology annotation, biological process: intracellular protein transport; vacuole fusion, non-autophagic; endosomal transport. The transcript is spliced from 15 exons. Gene Ontology annotation, molecular function: actin binding.
AUUAUCUUAUUGUACAACUCCUCUGAAUCAGAAGGAACAAGAUGAAUGUAAGGAAUUCUCGAAUCUCUCCGAUCUGAAACGGAAAAUUUCCCCCAAAAAAUUCCCUAAAACCCUUCUUCUCUAACCCACCAACAAUGGCGAACGUAUCGGUCGCCGCCGAAUGGCAGCUCCUCUACAACCGGUACUACCGUAAGCCGGAGCUGUACCGAAUGAGAUGGAAGCACAUCGACCUCAGUCGCAACAAGGUGGCUUGCGCUCCCUUCGGUGGUCCAAUCGCGAUCAUCCGCGACGAUUCCAAGAUCGUCCAGCUCCACUCCGAAUCCGCACUCCGCAAGCUCCGCAUUUUCAACUCCGCCGGAGUCCAGCUCUCCGAGACCGUUUGGAAAAACCCCGGCGGCCGGCUCAUCGGCAUGUCCUGGACCGACGAUCAAACCCUAGCCUGUAUAGUCCAAGACGGCACCGUUUACCGCUACAACAUCCACGCCGAGCCUCUCGAGCCCAACAUCUCCAUGGGCAAAGAGUGCUUCGAGCAGAACGUCGUCGACUGCGUUUUCUGGGGGAACGGCGUCGUUUGCAUCACCGAGUCGAAUCAGCUGUUCUGCAUCCCCGAUUUCAAGAACCCUAAACCCUGCAAGCUUGCUGACCCGGGCAUUGAGGAAUUGCCGUUUUGUAUGGCGGUGAUCGAGCCUCAGUACACCAUGUCCGGCAAUGUAGAGGUGCUUCUUGGUGUUGGGGAGGCCUUUGUGGUGGCUGUGGAGGAGGAUGGUGUGCAGCAAUUGGGUGCUGAGGUUCUUCGCGGUCCCUUGCAGAAGAUGGCCGUGUCUCGGGACGGUCAGUGGCUGGCUUCGUUCACGCAUGACGGCCGUCUGUUGGUUAUGACCUCCGAUUUGCAGAAAGUGAUUAUGGAGCAAGAAUGCGAGUCGGCGCUUCCUCCAGAGCAGCUAUCAUGGUGUGGGAUGGACACAGUGUUGCUGUAUUGGGAUGAUAUGCUGUUGAUGAUGGGGCCUAGAGGAGAUCCGGUUCGCUACCUUUAUGAUGAACCCAUAAUCCUUAUUCCCGAGUGUGAUGGAGUCAGGAUAUUGUCUAAUUCAAGCAUGGAGUUUCUGCAACGGGUUCCUGAUUCCACAGAGUCCAUCUUUAAGAUUGGAAGCACAUCACCUGCAGCUUUACUGUAUGAUGCCUUGGACCAUUUUGACAGACGUAGUGCGAAGGCAGAUGAGAAUUUGAGAUUGAUACGGUCGUCCUUGCCUGAGGCUGUUGAAUCAUGUAUUGAUGCUGCAGGUCAUGAGUUCGAUGUUUUACGUCAACGAACACUGCUAAGAGCUGCGAGCUAUGGCCAAGCUUUUUGCAGCAAUUUUCAACGUGAUCGUAUUCAAGAGAUGUGUAAAAUUCUUCGGGUCUUAAAUGCUGUUCGCAGCCAUGAGAUUGGCAUCUCUCUUAGUAUACAACAAUAUAAGCUUCUUACACCAUCUGUUCUGGUUGGUCGUUUGAUUAAUGCCCAUCAACACCUUCUUGCAUUACGAAUAUCAGAGUACCUUGGGAUGAAUCAAGAGGUGGUGAUAAUGCACUGGUCUUGUUCAAAAAUAACAGCUUCAUUGGCAAUUCCUGAUGCCAUUCUUCUUGAAAUCUUACUUGAUAAGUUGAAAUUAUGCAAAGGGAUAUCAUAUGCAGCAGUUGCUGCUCAUGCUGACAAAAAUGGCCGCCGGAAGUUAGCUGCAAUGCUUGUUGAACAUGAACCACGUUCCUCCAAACAGGUCCCUCUUUUGUUGAGCAUAGGAGAAGAGGAUACAGCUUUGAUGAAGGCAACUGAAAGUGGUGAUACUGACCUUGUCUAUCUUGUUUUAUUUCAUAUCUGGCAAAAGAGGCAACCAUUGGAAUUUUUUGGAAUGAUACAGCCAAGAAACCUGGCACGGGAUUUGUUUGUAGCUUAUGCAAGGUGCUAUAAGCACGAAUUCUUGAAGGACUAUUUCCUAUCAAAUGGACAACUUCAAGAGGUGGCUUUUCUUUUAUGGAAGGAAUCAUGGGAGCUUGGAAAAAAUCCAAUGGCAAGUAAAGGAUCUCCACUCCAUGGUCCACGCAUAAAACUGAUUGAAAAAGCGCAAAACCUUUUCUCAGAAACUAAGGAACACACCUUUGAGUCAAAGGCUGCUGAGGAGCAUGCUAAACUGUUAAGAAUACAGCAUGAAUUAGAAGUGACCACAAAGCAAGCCAUUUUUGUUGAUUCAAGUAUCAGUGAUACGAUUCGGACUUGUAUUGUCUUGGGAAAUCAUCGAGCUGCAAUGAAAGUGAAAACGGAAUUCAAGGUUUCUGAGAAGAGAUGGUAUUGGCUUAAAGUUUUUGCUUUGGCUACAAUCAGAGAUUGGGAUGCUCUGGAAAAGUUUUCAAAGGAGAAGAGGCCACCAAUUGGUUAUCGGCCAUUUGUGGAAGCAUGCAUUGAUGCUGAUGAAAAAGGGGAAGCUCUAAAAUACAUCCCUAAACUUGCAGAUCCUCGAGAGAGAGCAGAGUCCUAUGCUCGGAUUGGCAUGGUCAAGGAAGCUGCUGAUGCUGCUUCUCAGGCUAAAGAUGGUGAAUUGCUGGGUCGACUAAAAUUAACCUUUUCACAAAAUGCUGCAGCUUCAUCAAUCUUUGACACUCUUCGAGAUCGACUAUCGUUUCAAGGAGUAUCGUAGUCACGCCUAUGUUUUUAUUUAUUAUCAGUCUCCUUUCUACUUUGCCUGUAUGCAUGGUGUGCAUAUUCUUCUCCAUAUGUUGUAUAUUACAGGAUGAAUGUAAACACACGUGUUUCAGAGGAAUUUUUGUGUGCAUAUUUGAUACUCAAUGACUGGCUAUCAGUUCUUUGCAGCCCAUGACUGAUUAGUUUGUUGCUAAUGUUUCAUAUAUAUAUAUAUAUAUAUUUUUUUUU